This is a messenger RNA of Prunus persica (peach), 633 nucleotides long. RefSeq names its product basic blue protein. The coding region runs from base 111 to 491 and encodes 126 amino acids. The record is from RefSeq and is a predicted model, not a curated record. The transcript has 2 exons. Gene Ontology annotation, molecular function: electron transfer activity. Gene Ontology annotation, cellular component: plasma membrane. Lineage: Eukaryota; Viridiplantae; Streptophyta; Magnoliopsida; Rosales; Rosaceae.
AUCAGUCACAACUUAACCUCUCUCUCUCUCUCUCUCUCUCUCUCUCUCUCUCUCUUCUUCUUGUUGUUGUUUUUGGACUUCAAGUUUACUAAACGGUGCCGUUUGAGAUCAUGGGUCAGGGUAGAGGCAGUGCAGGGGUUGGUGUGGUUUUGGUGAUGUGCCUGAGUUUGCUGCUGCUCCAAUGUGAAUGGGCUGAAGCCAGAAGCUACACUGUUGGGGAUGCAGGUGGUUGGACGUUUAACGUUGCUGGGUGGCCUAAGGGGAAGUCAUUUAGAGCCGGUGACGUGCUUGUUUUCAACUACGCGUCUUCUGCUCACAAUGUGGUUGCUGUGAACAAGGCUGGGUAUCAGACAUGUAGCUCUCCAAGAGCUGCCAAAGUCUUUCAGACUGGGAAAGAUCAGAUCAAGCUUGCUAAAGGACAGAACUUCUUCAUUUGCAAUUUCCCAGGCCACUGCCAAUCUGGCAUGAAAAUUGCCAUCACUGCAGCCUAGGCUGAUCUCAUAUAUAUUUAAUUAUAUAUAAUAUAAUCGCUAUAUACCCAGUAUACUCUAUAUAGCUGGAUGUAUUGUAAGUUUCACUACUACUUUGUGAUAAAGAAAUAAUAGGUCAGUGGUAUUGCUGUUGGCAUGCAAA